AACAAACGGCUGCUCCUUCCGGUGAUAUCCACAUAUAUGCCGCUCUUGUUAGAACAUUUUAAGUGAAGAUUUUAUGUGUUUUAUGCAGAUAUCCUUUUUUCAGCGUGGUAGUUUCAGAGUCGUUGUCAUUUCUACGAAGAACUCCGGAAUUUAGGAACCAAUCGUGCUAACAGCUAACAGCUAGCUUAUCAAUGUAGCUAGCUGAAGAGCUAAAGAAAUGGGACACCACGCCGCUAUUAAAACGACAUAACUACAACGAUUUAGUUAAAACGGCACACACCAUACUGCCCAGUCUCCAAGGAAAUAAAAGACUCUUAAGCAGCAAACUUUGAUGGUUAUGGAGAAUUAUGGAUAACCUGACAGCAAAUAAGAACCACAUACCUUGUCAGUCGUGGGUGAACCAGAAUGUCUGGUCCACUGCUUCAACUCAAGGAUCGCUCCUCAACCCACUGUCCAGCUCUCAGCAUCUCAGCCUGGGCUUGUCUUCUGACCAGAGAGCGUCCUACGACCACCUGCAGGAGUCCAAUCAGAGCUGCUUGAACGACCUCAGCACCUUGUCAUCCCGAAACAGCACUCAUCCCUCUGCUCUGUACAAAGCCUCUCACAUUAGCAGCAAUCCAUCAUCCACCACACUCUUUGCCAAUUCUGCUGUCCCGAGUGCUGCUCACAUCAUAUCCUUUGCCCAGCAAGACCCCCACACCUCAUCCAUGCUGCUAAAUGCAAACCAAGGAAAAAACAUCCCCCCACCAUCUUUAUCCCAAGCAAACCAAGCUCCACAGCCUUGCAGGCUACCACUCCUCUCAUCCAACGACCCUUUCAAAGCAUCAUUUCAACCUCCAUUAACCAGUCAGGGCUUGUCCAAUGGACUUCAGGAUCAGCCCAUUAGCCUGCCAUCGUGUGGACAACGUGUAAGUACAUCUCAAGCUACUUUUGAAGGAGCGAAUGUGGAGUUAGCUGGUGUUGCUGGAUACACUCACAGCUAUGCCUCAUCCACUUCUCAGGAGCAGCGUCAGUGGAUGCCUUCAUCACAGUGCAGGGGUGCUGUGAAUAAGUCUGCACCUGACAAAGCUGCUCAUCCUAACAAAGAGCCAUCGCAGGAGGGGAACAUGAGUUCAGUGGGCACUGGUGACAGCCAUCGUUCUCUGCUUUUGCAGCACCGUGCACAAUUACUUAAACAAGUGGCAGAGUUGGAUAAAAUUCUGGAAUCAAUCCCUCCAUGUGGCAGCAGUGCUGGGCAGUCUCAACACACAGCUGUUCAGUCUUCUUCACCAGAGGAUGAUUCAUCUCAGCAUGACCAGACUCAGAGGAGUGAUGCACAUCAGGGUCAGCUGUCUGCACAACAGUCUAAGUCACAUCUUUCAUCAGAUUGUCCAUCACCUGCAUCCUGUGAUGAAAGUGAGGGCUGUGAUGCACCAGAUGAUCCAAUGUCAGAAGGAGAAUCAGCGAAAAAGGAAAAUGGCUCAGCUGAGUCAGAGGAUGACAGUGAUCCUGAAUACUUACCCAACAGUGACCGUGACUUCUCCGAUUUCCCGUCUGAUGCUGACGGGGGCUGUUCAGAUGAAUCCAGUCACAGCAGGCCCGCGACCCCUAAAGGCAAAAGAUCUCAGCCAGAAAAAAAAGGGGCUGAAUUGGGAAGUUCUUCAUCAAAGGACAAAAAUACCCAUUCUCCAAAACAGAUUCGUACAACCAAACCGAAGACAAAGUCUUCUGAAACUGUAGUGUUGCCAACUUCAAACUCUAAAACGCGACGUGUAUAUGACAGAAGGAAUUAUUGUUUAUUUUGCACGAAGCCCGUAUGUAAAAUGGCAAGACAUCUUGAGAGAAUCCACAGUGACAAACCAGAGGUUGCAGCUGCAUUUCAGUUCCCCAAAAGCUCCAGAGAGAGACAAAAGAUUUGGAACAGGCUGAUAAAUCAAGGGAACUUUGCUCAUAACAAAGAUGUCAUGAAAACAGGGAAGGGCCAUCUUGUUGUCCGAAAAAGACCGAGCAAGACUCAUAAGGCCCAAGACUUUCUUCAUUGCCUUUACUGUCGAGGUCUUUUUGUGAAGAACGCGCUGUACAGGCACAUGAAGUCGUGCCCAGAGAAAGGGCAACAUGAUGUUGAAUUAGAGGUUGGAAGAAGGCGCAUCGCAUCCCGAAGUGUGCUUGAAACGUUAGGAGACCUUGGCAUAAGUGAGGGUUUUAAGAGCGUUCUGUCCCAGAUGAUAUACAAUGAUGUGACGGAAGCUAUCUUGGAAGACGGGCUUAUCUUGCAGUUUGGUGAGCUCCUGUUCGAUCAGCACGGAUCAGAUCCAAAGAAGCAUGAGUAUAUGAGACAAAACCUUCGCCAGGUAGCUAGACUUGUACUGGAAGCUCAAAAAAUAACCCCUAUGCAGAAGCUGGAAGACUUCUUUCUUCCCGCAAACUUCCCUCAUGUGGUGUCUGCAGUGAACGUCCUCGCAGGCUACAAUCCAGAAAACAAAACGUACAGCAUCCCUUCACUCGCCAUUAAGCUGGGCUACCACCUACAGAAGUGCUGCAGUAUCAUUGAGGGUAACGCAGUGAAGUCCGGCGAUGAAAGUUUGGCAGAGUCUGCGCGCAAUUUCCUCACUCUGUACCAGGACAAAUGGAACAAGCUCAUUUCUGGAGGUGCAUUAUCGUCUCUCAGAAAGGCAAAGUUGACCAAAGAUAAGAAGGUGCCGUUUGCCCGAGAUGUAAAGCGCCUACAUUUCCACAUGGAGAAUGCUCAUCUUCUCGCUGAAAAAAAUCUCAGAGAGAGCCCCUCUGCAGAAAACUAUAGCAUCCUGGCCAGAGUCGUACUGGCUCGGACGAUACUUUUCAACAGGAGGAGAGCCUUAGAGAUAUCAUCAAUGAAACUAGCAGGUUUUAUGUUGCGGAAAAAGUCAAACGUGCAUGACGACAUGGACAUAUCAGUCUCAGAUUUGGAAAAAACCUUGUGUGAGUUCUUCACUAGAGUUGACAUACGCGGGAAGUGUGGGAGAAUGGUCCCCGUUUUACUGAAACCUGCAUUCGUGUCCGCGCUGGAGCUUCUCGUGGAAUUACGCGAGAAAUGCGGAGUCCCGAGUAAGAAUCCCUUCCUUUUUGCCCGACCAAAUGCGCUGUCUUUCUACAAUGGUGCAGACUCCAUCCAAAAAUUUGUCAAAGAAUGCGGCGCUAAAAAUCCUGAAAUGCUGAAAUCCACAAAGAUCCGGAAGCAUUACGCAACAAUGCUACAGCUGAUGAACCUGGAUGAGAAUGAGGCCAACCAGAUUCUAGGCCCUAAUAAUCAAAUCCACAGCCUGCAGCAGGAUGACGUCGAAAUGGACUGUGAUGAGGAAGGACAACAAGAUGCAUCAUGGGAUGAAAAUGAGCGCUCCGGUGCACGCUUUGAUCUGGCAGAUUUUUUUCAGGAACAAGCAUGUGGAGCAGCGAGAUCUUCCACGUCAAGCAGAAAAAGCAGAAAAGGCUCCCAAAACCAAGGAAAACAUAAAUGGGAGGAAGCAGAGAUACAGGCUGUUGAAAAACACUUGAUGCCUUUGAUUAAAGCUCACAAGGUGCCUCAGAAAGAGGACUGCGUGAAGUGUCUUGAGGCCGAGUCAAAAGCACUGAAGAACCGUUCGUGGAAAGGUGUAAAGGACUACGUCCGAAACAGGAUCACUGCCCUAAAAAGGCAGGGCAAAACCUCCAAGGCUAAAUAAACGAACAGUAGCUCGCCUGAACAAGAGGAACCACAGCAGAGUGCUGGACAUUUUCAGCAGUUAUAGAUGGGACAUUUUGUCCAUGGCAACAUUUAAGACUUUUUUCUCUCCCAGUUUUUAUCCUUCACUAUUUUCUGCUCCUCUUUGUCUUUUUAUUUGUUCAGUCUCCACAUGCGUCUCAUAUACAACAUUGUGAGAAUUUCCAUCCACUAUGUUGACUAAGAAAAGAUUGAUCAUUGCUAAUUUUUGUGAUUAAUGGUUUGCGGUUAUUCUGCAGUUGCCAUCACUCUUGCUUUAUAUGAUUACAGUUUAUCUUUCGUUGUGGUUUUGUUUCACUUUAUUGAGUUAACUUGGAAAGAGAGGACUCAUCCAUACUGACAACUAAUGUGUCAUUAGCUGAUGGCUAAUCGGUAUGAUUUUGGGCGCUGUUAACUCCUGUCACCAUGUUAUCUGUUUUACUGCAUUAUGUUAUUUUCUUUGGUAUAUUCUCUGUUUUGUAGGACAACUUACCACCAAUAAAAUUCAAUAAUUUUGUGGAAUAUAAAAA
This is a messenger RNA of Plectropomus leopardus (leopard coralgrouper), 4224 nucleotides long. NCBI's taxonomy places the organism in Eukaryota, Metazoa, Chordata, Actinopteri, Perciformes, Serranidae. The record is from RefSeq and is a predicted model, not a curated record.